Messenger RNA from Tarenaya hassleriana, 1059 nucleotides. RefSeq names its product agamous-like MADS-box protein AGL8. NCBI's taxonomy places the organism in Eukaryota, Viridiplantae, Streptophyta, Magnoliopsida, Brassicales, Cleomaceae. Gene Ontology annotation, cellular component: nucleus. The transcript has 8 exons. Gene Ontology annotation, molecular function: protein dimerization activity; DNA-binding transcription factor activity, RNA polymerase II-specific; RNA polymerase II cis-regulatory region sequence-specific DNA binding. Gene Ontology annotation, biological process: positive regulation of transcription by RNA polymerase II. The coding region runs from base 136 to 858 and encodes 240 amino acids. The record is from RefSeq and is a predicted model, not a curated record.
UAAACAGAAAGAUACCCAGAGGCGAGGGGAGAGAGAGAGAGAAUUUGGUGUAUUUCUUGGGUCUAUAGGUGGGCUUUGGAGGGGGUGUUUGGGGAGCGAGAAAACGAGAGAAAAUAUUCUAGAGAGAGAGAGAAGAUGGGGAGAGGUAGGGUUCAGCUGAAGAGGAUAGAGAACAAGAUCAAUAGGCAAGUUACUUUCUCUAAGAGAAGAUCUGGUUUGCUUAAGAAAGCCCACGAGAUUUCUGUUCUCUGCGAUGCCGAGGUUGCUCUCAUCGUCUUCUCUUCCAAAGGAAAGCUCUUCGAGUUUUCCACUGAUUCUUGCAUGGAGAGAAUCCUUGAGCGCUAUGACCGAUACUUGUACUCGGACAAACAACUCGUCGGACGCGACAUUUCACAGAGCGAAAAUUGGGUUCUGGAACAUGCAAAGCUCAAGGCAAGAGUGGAGGUCCUUGAGAGGAACAAAAAGAACUUCAUGGGAGAAGAACUCGAUUCUCUGAGCUUGAAGGAGCUUCAAAGUUUGGAGGUGCAGCUGGAUGCUGCCAUCAAGAGUAUCAGGUCAAGGAAGAACCAAGUCAUGUUCGAAUCCAUAUCUCAGCUUCAGAAGAAGGACAAGGCCCUGCGAGAGCAAAAUAACCAGCUUCUCAAAAAGAUUAAGGAGAGAGGGACGAUAAUGGCUCGUGAAGAUCAGCCUCAAUUCCAAGCCUCCAACUCUUCCUCUACUCUUCCCACUCCAUACUCAACCUCCAACAGAAAUGGUUUCGCGGAGAGAGUCGACGGCGCAAACCCAGGCAACCCCCCGUCUUUGAAUGAACCCAAUCCCCUUUUUCCUGCUUGGAUGAUUCGUCCCACCAACGAAUAACAAUAUAUAUAUAUAUAGAAUCAUAUCGUUUUAUACACACAAUGUGUCAGUUAUGGGUUCAUAAUCUCCAUGGUCUAACAGUUUUGGCAAAUAUUGGUCAUUGAUGUUUGAUAAUUUCUGAUGCUGGCUUAUAUAUAUGCCGAUCGAGGAUAUGUACGGACAAGAAGGAUAUAUAUUGAUGCUCCCUUAAGUCGUCACCAU